UCUAACGUUAUCCAAUGUAAUCCCCUAUGGAUAACCCCCACUCCAACAUUCAAAACUACCAUGUUACACAGAGCCCUCUUUUGGGCCGCAAUUUGUUUCUCUCUCUGUAAAUGGGUUAUUCGAAGGCCCACAUAUGUCAAUGUCUAAGCCGGAUUGCAACUAUCCGGCCAGAUUCUCCGGUCACAAUAUACGGAAACAGGCUAAAAACCGGCAACGAAUUUGUUACCAGUGUCAUCAGCCUCGCUAAAGAGUUGUCCGAUUCGGGAUUGGAACGGGGGGACGUCGUCGCCAUCGCCGCCUUAAACAGUGAUUACUACUUGGAGUGGUUGCUAGCCGUUGCCUAUGUGGGAGCCAUUGCAGCUCCUCUUAACUAUCGAUGGAGUUUGGAAGAGGUGAGAUCGGCCAUCGAGCUUGUUCAGCCAGCAAUGUUGGUAGUGGACAAUUAUUGUGGUCCAUGGGCAGCCAAGUUUCAAAAAACCAUCAAAUUUCAUGCCAAUCUGGCCACCAACAACAAUUACGCCAUUAGAACACCACCACCAAAACCAAUUGAGCUCGACUUUAUCCAAGCGCCAGAGUCAAUUGUCCUGAUCUGCUUCACAUCAGGAACCACAGGAAAGCCAAAAGGAGUUGCUAUUGAUCAUACAGCAUUGAUUGUCCAAUCUUUAGCCAAGAUUGCCAUUGUUGGUUAUAAUGAGGACGAUGUUUAUCUUCACACUGCCCCAUUGUGUCACAUAGGUGGGAUCUCCUCAGGUUUGGCCAUGUUAAUGGCACGGGCAUGUCAUGUCUUCAUCCCUAAAUUUGAAGCAAAAUCGGUUCUCCAAGCCAUCAACCAAAACAAUGUUACCUCUUUCAUCACAGUCCCCACAAUGAUGGCUGACUUACUCUCCUUCCUGGGGAAAACUGGGGGAGAAGGAAGGUUUAAGAGUGUGAAGAAGAUAUUGAAUGGUGCUGGCUCACUUUCUGAUCCAAUUGCCAGGGCUGUCAUCAACAUAUUUCCACAUGCAAAGCUUCUUUCAGCUUAUGGUAUGACAGAAGCAAGCUCAUCACUGACAUUCAUGCCCCUUCCACUCCGAAAAAAUGAUGAUUCAUACACGAUCAUCUCCCAUUCGGAUAAUCGGCCAGGAGGCACAUGCGUCGGGAAACCGGCCCCACAUGUCGAACUGCAGAUAAGGGAAAAGGCUGUCAUUAAUUCUUGUCCGAUAGGUGCUAUACUUACUAGAGGACCUCAUGUUAUGACUAAGUAUUGGGGUGAAAAUUCUACUGGUUUUCCCAAUAAGGGUGGCUGGCUAAACACCGGAGACAUGGGGUGGAUUGAUGAGAAGGGGAAUUUGUGGUUGUUAGGCCGAGAAAAAGAUCGAAUAAAAACCGGAGGCGAGAAUGUGUUUCCUCAAGAAGUGGAGGCUAUUCUUUCCCGGCAUCCAGGGAUCGCAGGUGUUGUUGUUGUUGGGAUUCCAGAUGAUCGGUUCACAGAGGCAGUAAUUGCAUGCGUUCGUGUUAAAGAGAAAUGGAGUUGGGGUGGUGACGAUCCUCAUGCCACUUUGCAAUUGUCGAGCUCGCUCCUUCGAGACUACUGCAAGCAGCAAAAUCUCAGUGGGUUCAAGAUACCAAAGAUUUGCUUGGUAUGGAAUAAACCUUUUCCUUUAACUUCGACGGGUAAAGUGAGAAGAGAUGAAGUCAGAGCACAAAUCAUGUCCAUCAUGCAUAUAAAGACCAGCAAUUUAUAAGUAUUUCUUUUGAUGUGCGCACCAAAAAUCAAAAGAUCAGGAAAAGUAAAUAAAAAAUAAAGAAAACUGGGAAAUUAAAA
Amborella trichopoda is the source of this 1804-nucleotide messenger RNA. RefSeq names its product acyl-activating enzyme 14 (gene AAE14). Gene Ontology annotation, biological process: fatty acid metabolic process. Gene Ontology annotation, molecular function: medium-chain fatty acid-CoA ligase activity. Lineage: Eukaryota; Viridiplantae; Streptophyta; Magnoliopsida; Amborellales; Amborellaceae. The record is from RefSeq and is a predicted model, not a curated record.